This is a messenger RNA of Suillus bovinus, 3568 nucleotides long. RefSeq lists its product as uncharacterized. Gene Ontology annotation, molecular function: RNA binding. Lineage: Eukaryota; Fungi; Basidiomycota; Agaricomycetes; Boletales; Suillaceae. The record is from RefSeq and is a predicted model, not a curated record. The transcript is spliced from 3 exons. Bases 233 to 3499 code for a protein of 1088 amino acids.
GUCAAAUUAUUAUGUAGACGAGCGCGUGCUUGAACCCCUUCAUCGCCUCCCCCUACUACCUUCCAUAUCCCUAGUUUACAUCAAACACAAGCCACCUAUUUCAGUUCCCAUCUGUCACUGUCUCUCAAGGUCAAGCAUCCCUCGAACCAUUGACUUCUCCAGCUAGUCAAUUAGUUAACUGUUAAUCAUCGAUUUCGCGUCAAGUCACUUCAGGAACGUUUGAAGCAGGCAGAUGGUUUCGUCAGCGCCUGGACCAUUAAUAAAGCCUCCAGUUUCUUAUGCUGAAAGUGUAAAAAAGACUCCUCGCUCUCCUAACACUAUUCGGAACUCUCUUGGAGACUUCCCAACCGUCUCUGGCGCGUCUGGGGUAUCUUCCUCUUCCUCGCCACCUUCGAACACCACAUCCAAAUUACCCAAAUCGCUUAGUUCUGUCGAAGCGAUAGGCGGAUCUCAGGCCGGUGCUUCUGAUUUUCCAGAACUUCCUACCGAAAUAUCUUCGCAGCACACCGUCAAGGACCACAAUGGGCCGACGAACCAUGUGCAUCCGAAUGCCAACAACGUGUCAAAGGCGGCGCCUGCUGUAAACGUAUGGACCGAACGUUUGAAAGAGCAGAUGGCCCUUGCACAUCUACACGUACACCAACCUCAGAGGCAACCUCACGCAAUAGUCACAUCUUCUGUCGGAGCGCCUUCAGUCCCUCCCAGGCCAAGACCCAUCAUCAUGGGUACUCCCCCACAUCUAGUUGAUGCCCCCAAUACUGUCCCAUCGACUUCCACGUCUCAUUCGAGUCCAUCACAGACGAUUUCUAUCGAUGGAGACGAUAAUGACCAUGAUCCUUUUAUCGUGCGCAUGCCUUCACACCUUUCUCGACACUCGUCCUCCAAGUCUAUCCGUCUAGUCAAUGACACUGAUAUUUCUAAUUGGCAAGAGGUCGCGAAACCUCCAUCUAUCGACCUUGGAGGAAAUGACGGCGGUGAGAAGUCCCGAAGAUCGGAAAGUCACCCUGGCGCAUAUAAUUCCUCAAAUUCAGCUGAUCAAUCUAGAAAGAAUAGUAUCGAUUCCACCCGACAUCAAGGUGAUUCAAGACCACCAUCAGCUCAAAUGUCUCGGCUGAACAGCAGAAACGUAUUCGAGGGGAACUCUACAGGUUCGCACUCGGUGCCCUAUUCCCAAGUAGAAAGUCGAGCUGGGAGCUCGUCUUCGAGUCCUCGGCUACAAGUCCGAGGAAGGCGACUACCGGAUGACGAUUUCACUGUAGUAUAUGACCUUCGUCAUGAGGCUCCAAAGGUUCCUUAUAACCCACCACGCAUGAAUUCAAGGGUCACAGAGAGGACUGCAUACCACCAUCACACUUUGUCUCAUCCUCCCGACAUUGCAUCGCAUUACUUCAGAUCUCCGCCCAUACCACCCACUAUUGACACACCACUGCAUUCUGCACGGCUGUCGCCGCUACUGUCGGCCAUUCGACAUCCGUACUACGUAAAUCCCGUUUCAGGACACACCUCUCCUACGUACGCGGGCUCGCGCCCUCCCUCUGGAGCUGGUACUCCGCCAUACUCAGUAUAUCCUCCAUACACAGCGACAUGCGGAUACUGUCAUUCGCGCAUUUCGUGGGAUGGGUUCGUUCCCCCAAUCCACUCUCGUCCUGUUCCCGGCUUUUCUACCCCGUUACUGCAGGACGAAUACGUUGUGCCUCCACCGAUGCAUCUGUCGUUCUUCAAUCCGCCGUUUGCAGGCACAACGGAACCAUCACCAAAAACCCGUUUAGCGCAGAGUGAGCGUUCGCGUGAGAGCUCGCAGGAUUCACAUGUGCCUCCUGCUAUUAUUUCACGAAAUAUGGUCUUUGGAAGUAUCGACGCGACUUGUGAUCGCGUCCAUCAGACGCCGAACGAAAAGGAGGCUGCGGGGAAAGAGGGCGAGAAAUCCGUUGGGCGAAUGGCGGAACACUUCUCUGGCUUUUGUAUUGGUAUUCCACCUGGCGAACCGGCACCACCUCGUCAAGGAAACAAAAAACAUCCGACCAAGAGUCUUUCAAGGCCUCCUGCGAGUCCCGUAACGGAAGCUACAGAUAAUGCGAAGGCGAUCGAUGAUGCACCUCAGGAAGGGUGUAAGGUGGCUGAGAAUACCGUUACUGGAGAAGAUGUUUUAACACCUGGUAAGAAGUGGGUGUUUGGAACGACGGCGUUUGCCAGGCUGAACGAGGCUAGUCCACUGGAGGAUUCAAAGAGCACGUCAUCUGAGCACCCACCUCCACCCGCUGAACCUACGCAAGCAGUUGCUCCUCUACCUAACCAGCAUCCGCCUACCGUGACAUCCGUAGCACAGCCCUCCAGGAAGGAGAAACCUGUCACGCCGCCAAUUAGUAAAACACAGAACGGACUUGUAAUGAUGAAGUCUGAGGACAAUUCUGCAACGAGCGACGUCUGGGAGGUCAAGGACUACGGAUAUGGAUUCGGCGAUAUGAGUGGCACAGAUAAUGCCACUGAUGUCAUUCGCCGCGCCAAAGAGGCUCGGGAGAAGCAGCGACAGCUCGAGUGGCAGACAGAGCAGGCAAAAAUACAGUUGCAGAAGGAACAGGAGUUACAGCUUGAAGUACAGGAGAUCCACACUCCGCACACGUGGCAGGAGGCAUACGAAGGGCGAGAACUGUGGGACCAAGUCAAAGAGUUUGGACGUGGGCGACCCCGUCGAGGCUCUUGGGCUGGUCCGUAUGGGCCGCAUGAACGGGGCACUUAUGGGGGUCGAAGAGCUCGUGGAUUUGGUGGCCGCUACCAAGGGCGACAUGCUGGCCGUGGGGGUUACCACCACCACCAACGAUCUUCUAUAUCUUCUCUCACGCCGCCUCCACAGUUUAAUCCUUUGCCGCUACCUGGUGCCGAAUAUAUGAACGGUUACGUCCAGAUACCAUCUUAUACACCUCCCGAUUACGAAUUGUACCACCCUGUUCCACUUACCAUUCCUGUGAAUGGCGCACCUUCCAUCCCUUUGCCACAGCCGGCAUUGCCGCUCCCCCUGGAUCCGACACAGUCAUGUCUUCUCGUCCAGUUGGAGUAUUAUCUGAGUUCUCAGAACAUGGCACAGGACUUCUUUCUCCGGCAGCGGAUGGAUGAUCAGGGAUGGAUACCCAUUUCACUGAUAGCUUCAUUCAACAGGGUGAAAAAGCUUACCACAGAGGUUGAUCUUGUGCGCGAUGUACUCAACCUGUCAAGUUUGACUGAGGUCAAGGGUGAAUAUGUACGGAUGGCCAAGGAACAGUGGAAGCAGUUCGUCUUGCCUGAUGCUCCAAGGAGCAUUGUGUGCCAUCCGAUUGAAUCCGAGGCAAUAGAGUCCCAGGACGAUCAGGUCGCUUAUGCUCAGGUUCAGGAUAGUGAGAUAGAAGAAGAAGGUGAUACGUAUGGGGAAGAUGACGACGACGAAGACAUCGUCUUUGUCAUUGGCGAAGAAGCAGAAGGCUCAUGGGCGCCAGAACGACGACCAGCAGCGUCGGAAAGCACUUGAUCACUGGAAUUGCGUUCAAGUGAUUCUUUAAAAAGCAUUCUCGAACGAAGUUGAUACCCUUACCCGUGU